CCUCGGGGCAGAGGCGGUGCGUCGCGUCGCUGCAACUGCACGGGAUGGCACUAAUUUUGAAAAUAUCAUAGUUCGAAAUGGAACGACGUGGUUACCAACCGUCGUUUGCCAGGCUUAGCUAACCUGAGUGUUGUGUUUAGGUUUAGUUUCGGUGUUUAAAAAGAUGUUGGAAUAGUUUGAAGCUUUUAGUAGUUACGUAUGUUAGUGCAGUGUGGCAGAACUGGCAGAACAUAACCUUGACAUGUUUCCCGCGCGAUAUUGCCUCUUGUUUUCAGUUGCACUUCAGUAAAAGCGAGAGCCUAAUAAUUAACAUCAACUUUCUCCUAAUAAACUGUAUAAAUACCAGUAAAUUGUAGAUUUAAGCAGUUAUGUGUGAAGUAGGUUUAAAUAUCGUAAUUCUAUAGCAGUAGAAUGUUGCAAAAUUAUAUGGAAAAAUGACAUUUUUGUGACCUAUUCUAAGAAGAAAGCGGUGCGGUGCUGUCAAAAUGCGAAUUUAUAAAGAAUACUACAUCGCUGUCAAAAUCAUCUUAAUCAUCACAAUAAAACUGACUGACUGCGACGUCGUCACCGAGACACCAAAUGGCAUUAUAACCGGAUUUCAAAGAGACUCGUACUCCAUAAAAGACAUACCAGAGCCAGAGAGCUUGCCCGUACUAACGGGUAACGACACUAGAUGUCGUAUCUCGGAGUAUCAAUGUACUAAUAAGAAAUGCAUACCGAUAAACCGAUUCUGCGACGGUAGUAACGACUGCGGGGAUUCGUCGGAUGAACCCAGGCACUGCACACGUUGCAACAAAACUUACUACGGGGACAUUGGUCGUACGUAUGAGUUGGAGCUCCACCGGCCGCGUGAGGAUCUUGUACCAUACGUGUGUCUUCUUACCAUCACAGCGCCUGGAGGCGUGCAUGGGGAUUUGGUUCAGGUGUUAUUCGACAGUUUCACUCUCGGUCGCUUCACAUCCUUCACAGAAGAUGGAUGUCCCGAUGGCUACAUGCAGAUCCAAGAGGCCAGUAGGCCACAAGUUGGUGGCUCCUGGUGCGGGACCUCGUGGGGUCCGUCCAUAUACUACAGCGAAACAAAAUCCAUUACGCUCAUUAUACGCUUACUACACUUAUCGAAAGAACAGAACAAUUACAAUUUUGAUUUCCGUAUGGCGUACAAAGUGUUAAGAAGAGAAUAUGCCACAGUACGAUUUGGAGGAACGCCUCCAUCAGAACGUCCUUUUUUCAAGCUUAGGCCUAUGCCUUAUCCCGUAAACAUAUCACGGGGUGAAGAUACGAACGUCGCUAGAACGACAAAAACCGAGUAUUACCUCGGAGAUUUGAUCUCCGGAACUUAUUGCUCGCGGAUUUUCAGCGACUGCGAUCGUAAAAACUGUAGGCUACAGUCGCCAAAUUUCCCAGGCGUUUAUCCCAGAAACUUGACCUGUUACUACGCCGUGCGACAACACGAAGUGCCUCAAGGAAAACACGCUUUAAUUGUGGUGAAACAGCCAAAUGGUCAGCUCGUCUCAAUUAGAAGUCAGAAGGCACUGUAUGCCGCGUCUCAACAAGAGCGUGGAAACAAUGGGCGGGAGCUGAAAGUCUGGGAACAAUGCGACGAAGUGCAAGACUAUGUUACCGUAUACGACGGUUAUACGACGAGAGAUCCUGUUAUUUUGAAGUUUUGUGGCGGCGGGGUCGCCGUCCCUGAAGCGAUAUCGAGCGGACCUGAAUUAUUAGUUGAAUUCACGACAUCACCUUUUGGAACUUUCUUGCAGCCGGCGACUUUGCAGUCAUUGCACGGAUUUCAGCUGGAAGUUGAGGUUAGAUUCGUCGAUCAACAGUCGCCGACAUAUGCUAAGAACAAAAGAGCUUGUGAAUUCUGGAUCAGAGGCACGGGGAGGGGGAUUUUGGAACACCCACAGCAUUCUCUGCCACCGAACACAACAUGUCUUUAUCAUAUGCAGGGAAUUGACACAUCUGGGCCGUCAGGGCGGAACCUUAUAUACAGAAGGCCUUCAUUUUCUGCCCCUAGAUUCAGAGUAUGGUUCUCCGUAUUAAAAUUCUACGUAAUUAAUGCGCUUAAUCCCAAUUUGCCCGAAGACGAGUACUGCGGCAGCCAUUUAAAUAUAUGGGAUGGUCCUAUGAGAAUAUCACCCGGAUGCAGCGAUAUUUUUUGCGACAAAGAGCGCUCAGUCCAAAUGUCCCGCGCGACAUCAGCUCAAUCAGUGAUUGUUGGUCGACCGCCCACAAAUGCCACGCUCAUCGCCCGCUUCUGCCGCGAGCGAGCACCCAGGACCUGUGAGCACGCCAUCUUGAGAAGAUCUAGGAUUUGCGCGCGCACAGAGAGCUUUCUGUCGAAAGGAGACUCGCUUACGUUGGAACUUAAGUUGACACAGGGAACGGCUCUGAAGCCAAUAUUCUUCAAAGCCCUGUACGAGUUCGUCGACCUACAUCAAGACGGUGAGCCUUGGGGUCGCGGCCCGUGUUCUAGAAGAUUUUCUUCCCGAUCCUUCCCUGAGGCACCCCCAGAUCCACCUGUCACGUUCUCCUCGCCUAGAGAUGUCUUCCUGUAUGGUCGCGGUGGCUCAAGAAAUAUAAGUUGCACCUAUCGUUUCGAGGCCAAUCCAGGCGAGGUGAUUCGGCUCCGGGUGUGGGGCGUCCGCAGUGGUGGUCGUCUUUGCCGCUCGGUCCAUUCCGCGCAUUCGCCCUGGUACCGUUGUGCAGGAGACCCGACUGCGGCGGUCAGGAUCUUUGACAGGCUGUGGAGGGACAGCGGGCCCGGGGUGCCAAGGGAUUGCUUGUGCAGUGACAUCAACGACUACGAAUUCACAUCGACCUCGACAAUCGCCGAGCUGAAAUUCGACGUAGUAAACAUGUCCGCUGUAGAAGACUUCAGGUCCUUCGGUUUCGAGGCGUCGGUGGAAUUCAUCAGGCUGGAUACGGUGUGCGAGAGCUCGCACAAGGUGCAUGGCGCUACAGGCGAGCUGAGACUGGCGGCUAUGCACCCAGCAUCGGAAGCGGAACACUGUGAACAUCGUCCGUGGCUAAUCGACCCGUCACCAGGCCGUUACCUGUACCUGCAGAUUCAAGGGAGCAUCAUAAAAGAGCCGGAGCUAGACAACUUCACUCUACUGAACAAUAUCACCGUGGCUCCCGACUUGCGACAUUUGUGCAGGACGCAGAAUAGAAUAGCAGUGUAUGCUGGUGGAUUAUCACCUAUCUUCAUUUGUCCACAACCCCCUGAAGAACAGUGGGAUGAGGCCGUAGAGAUAUUCUCCGAAGGCUGGUCGAAAGAAGUAGACGGUCUAGCGCGUCACGUAUUGGGCCCGCCGCCGUCGCCGGACCGCUUUGACCUCGACUGGCCAAGGUCUCUCUCAGUGGAACUUAUUGCGGUGGAACACGGCUCUUACUACGUGUCCUGGCUAGAACUGUCUAGAAGACACGCCAGCGAACGUGGCGGCGUAUUUGCCUUGUCCGGUGACUGCGAAUACCGCUGUGCGUCUCUAGACGCCUGCAUAGAGCCCGCGCUGUGGUGCGACGGGAUCGCGCAGUGCCCGCACGGGGAGGACGAGCGCCUGGCUCAAUGCUCCGCGUUGUUGCGAGUCCCGGCGCAUUACGCUGCGGCUAUGUUGGCGUUCGCGGUGUUGGCGGCCACCGCUGUGUUGGCUGUAGCGCGCAACUGCCGACGGCGCCGCUCCGCGCUCCAGCAGCGCCUGAAGAGCCUCUCCUCGGACACCGCCAUCUUCGACGAAAAAGAAGUGAUUUGCUGACCAAGCGAGGACUCCGUGCGAUACGUGGAAGUAGACCGCGUCACCACCGUGUGACGUGCUUCCCGCGCGGAGUCCUUAUGGGCACAUGUUGUUUCACUUUCCAUAUCGCCAGCUCUGAGGAUGGAAAUGUACUGUUGUUAAGGAGCUUUAUUUGCAGGAGGGUCAGUUAGGAACACGCAAAAGCACUAAAGCAUAUAACGCUCAAUAUUCAUGAAUGGUUUUAUUUGUCUAGUUCCAAAGAUUGUCUUUACAGGCACCGUAUUUUGGAACGUUUAGAAAGAGCGCGAGGUCACUGUUACCACACAUAGCUGCAAUGUUUUCUUGUUUUUACCCUGCGAUCAGCACUACUUACUGAGGUGCAUCCUACAUCAUUUUUGUUGCGCACUAAAACAACCCGAGUACACACAGAUUAUGACAGUGAAACCCAUUUCUGGAGACACUACAUGAUCACAGGUAAUGAACACGGACGCAAACUGAAAUAAGUACUAAAGUGAGUACCUGUACUAAUUACUAAAUUAGAACUUACUUGAGUACUAAUUUAGUAAUUAGUACAGGAGCACCCGUGUGAUAGUAAAUGUGAUGUUUGACCUAACCUCAAUAUGAUAGGAUGGAGCCUUUUUAUUAUUAUUAAUAUCACAAAAAAUAAACAAGUAGCGUCUACAUAAUUUCACUUUUGCGUUGUGUUGCUGGCUUUCUGUAAGUAAAAAUACUAUGUAUAAAUCACUAAACGCAAAGCGAUUAAGGUUCGACUUGUUGAUAGGAUUAAUGGUUGUGUAAAAAAGUAUUCGCAUUUUAAGCACUUUUCGUAUGCAGCCAAUUUUAUGGAUUAUAAAUAAUAGACGAUCUCAAUUGAUAUUGAAUAGUGAUGAUAAUGGGCAGUGUUUUCAAAAUUGAAGUGCUGAGUCCUCACAGCUGGUUCAGAGUCGAAGUUUUUAAAAAUGUAAAUACGGUUGGGACUUAAAGAUGAGAAUGUUCUUAAAUUUUGGACCAAGUGCAGUCGAUCGGUGUUUGUAACUUAAUAUAAAUAUACCUAUAAUUAUUGUUUAGAUCCCGGAUCCUUUUUAUUCGAGUUAUUUACGCAAGAGGAAAACAAUAAGUCAACGAAAAUUCAUGGUACAAACCAAGAAAAGUCAUUAAAUAUUUUGAACAAGUAAAAAAAUAUAUGAAAAUAUCUAUUUAUAUUAAAAAUACUUAUAUAUAUAAGUUUAUAUUCAAAAGCAAUGAAUUCACAUUUUUCAGUAACUGCAUGUAUUUUCAAUACAAUUUAAUAAAGAAAAAAAAAUAUCUUAAAGGGUAAAUACAUUUAAAAUUAAGACGUCAUACGAGGGAAAAUUAAACAGAUAACGCACAAUGUAUGAUGAUUCGCGGUGAGUGGCCGAUCGACUGGCACAAUUUGAGUUACGAGUUAUUGUGAUGUUUGCAACAUUUGUACAUAAAAAGUAAAUUCGUAGCAAGUAUUGUUCUCAUUCGUUAAUGUUUAGGCACAGUUACAUAACACUACAGCAAAUACACCACUCAAAACAAUAUUUCAUGGAUGUGCGUCAAUAUUAUGUUAUGAGGCAGAAUAGAUAUCGGAUAGAAGACGGUGUGAUAGUAAUUUUUCAAAACAUAUUUUUUCGUGUGGUGUGUCUGAUGUAGCAUUCUGUAAUCGGUGAUUUAGGAUUAAUAAUAUAUGAUAUCGUUACGGCAAUAAUUUUAUUUAAUGUUGUUUGAUUGGUGCAAUCGAAAUCAUACCCUGUGUUCUGAAUAACUUAAGUAGUAUUCGUAUACGUGAUAUAAAACUGCCAUUUUUAUAUAAAAUAUUGUUCGUAUACAUGUCGUUAUGAAUAUUAUAAAAAUUAUUUGUCUCGUUUGUUUUUGUAAUUCGUUUUGGAUGUCAAAUAUUGUUCUAACGUCAUUUACUGUACCUACGAAUAUUCCAAUUAUUACCAUCUUGAAAAAUCAUAGUAGAAGACUUAAUAUUGUAAUUCAUGAAAUAUCCUAUUGUAUUGGAAACGGUGUAAAUAUAACUAAGACUAUUCAUAUCUUAGAAAUGUAUUAAAGUGAUAUUGUUUGUUUCCCAGGGAAAUUAAUAAAUUUUACGAUAUCGCGUUAACUAUUAGUGAAAAUAAUGAAAAUAUAUAGCUAACUUAUUCAACUAAAUAAUAACGCUGAAAGGUUGAUUACUUAUUUAAAUCUUUAAGGAGCGUUACUAUAUAGUUGAAAAUGCUAUUAGAAAUCCAAAUAAAAAUUUGAAAAUUUUAGAUAGAGAACCAUAAAGCAAAUAUUACAGUUAUUACCUAUUUUAUUUAGUAAUAUGAGUUUAAUAUUUGAAACCCGCUUUGUUAUGAUAUUUUCAAUUAUUUCGGUUUAGGUAUCCUACAAAUAAGCUAGUGAAUUUAUUAAUUAAGGAACUAUAUAGUGACACUGGAUUAGAAAAAUGUUUGUAUCGUCUUCCAUAAUGUAUGAGAAUUUCGAUUUGUUUUUCCGUCACCUAAACUAUGAUUUAAUAUAUGUAGAUAUCAUAUACUGAAGAAAAAAGGUUCAUGACUUCGAGCGCCCAAUAAGGUCGGAAUCGCACCUGCGUCUAGAUACGGCAUUUUGACGUAAUUUAGCGAAAAAGAUCCAUCCUUUAAACAUGUUAUUUCUUAUUUAAAUAAAUUACUUUUCUUUUUGACAGAUAGUUCAAAUUGAAUUCACAGAUUUAUGUGGAUUAGUUCCUUUUCCUUAAAAUUAGUUACGUCAAUUUACCGCUAGGCUCGUUUUCUCAUUCUCAAGUUACAAGGUUCCAUGGAACUGGCCCCUGGUUAUCGACGUCAUUGUUCCAAUUAGGUUAAAAACUGGAUUGCAUAUUGCGCCCCUGAACCUAUCUUCUACUUAAAAAUAAAUCUUCUACUUAAAUUCGACCCUCUCAGCAAACACCCUAUUACCUUUUAAUACCAAAAUCGACUAAUCUGACAGAUGGAUUCAUCCGAGUUUGAAGUUACGCGACUCAAUUAUUGAUGCUUUGGAAUGCCUAUGUCAGUAAAUAAUCAGUCAAAAUAAAUUAGUAUUUAUCAAAUUAUCACCCCGUUUAAAGAGCUAUUUAAUUAUCAGUUUUUACCCAAUUUCCCAAGUAUAUGCAAUCUAAAACCCGAAAUGUUUCAUAGAGACAACACGGUCAUUAUAAUGGUAACUUUACAAAUCGACAUUAUAAUGGAAGAUAAGCCGCAUCAGGUUCACCCUGGAUGACAAUAAUGAUGGAUAAUAGCUAAGCAGAGAUACCUAAUUUCACGUUCAAAACAUUGAUUACGAAGAGUUAAAUGAUGAUAAAUAAGAAGUUUUUGAAAUAAAUUAUUUAUUGCAUGA
This is a messenger RNA of Cydia strobilella, 7082 nucleotides long. RefSeq lists its product as uncharacterized. The record is from RefSeq and is a predicted model, not a curated record. The transcript is spliced from 14 exons. Gene Ontology annotation, molecular function: protein binding. NCBI's taxonomy places the organism in Eukaryota, Metazoa, Arthropoda, Insecta, Lepidoptera, Tortricidae. Gene Ontology annotation, cellular component: plasma membrane. The coding region runs from base 486 to 3755 and encodes 1089 amino acids.